GAGGCCGGAGGCUGCGGGCGGCCAGAGCAGGACUGACUUCCUGUUUAUGGUGGCUUCUUCAGUACAGUUCUAGCACUGGCCCAACGCUGAACAAAUUGCAUAAUUCGCCGCCUGCUUGUUUCUGCCAUGAAUUAACGGAUCCUUGCAAACUGCUGACCAUCGAGGGGGAAAAAAGGAAAGCUCCAGCUUGGCGUAGCUACAGUCUAUACAGCUGCAGUACUUGUUUUGUCUAAUGUGCUUUAAGGAUGAGCCCGGCGCGAGGAGCAAUGGAAGUGGAGCACUAUGCAAAGGGAGUUGUCCUAGAACCGUUUGUUCAUCAGGUGGGGGGGCAUUCUUCUGUCCUCCGAUUUAAUGACACGACGAUUUGCAAACCCCUCAUUCAGCGGGAACACCAGUUCUAUGAAACACUGCCUCCAGAGAUGCGCCGGUUUACACCUCAAUAUAAAGGAGUCAUUUCUGUCAGUUUCGAAGAAGAUGAAGAAGGAAACCUGUCUUUAAUUGCCUACCCGUUAUCAGGGGACCAAGUUGAUUUGGAAAAUGUAGAUAACUCUGAUUGUGAACCUAAAAAUAAACUUAUAAGGUGGAGUAACAAAAAGCCCGUUUUACUAGAAAAUGACAAUUACGGCAAGGAUCGGGUCAGGCAAAACAGGAAGGAAGAGAAAAUUAAAAGCCAUAAACUAGAAGAGGAAUUUGAGUGGUCGAAAAAGUCUGAAGUGUUAUAUUGUAGUCUAGAGAAGAAGUCUGGGAAGGUGAAGCAUAACCCUUGGAGCAUGAAGUGUCAUCAGCAACAGCUGAAACGUAUGAAGGAUAACGCCAAACACAGAAACCAAUACAAAUUUAUUUUAUUGGAAAACCUAACCUGCCGAUACGAAGUUCCAUGCGUCCUCGACCUAAAAAUGGGAACCCGGCAGCACGGGGAUGAUGCUUCGGAGGAAAAGAAGGCAAACCAGAUCCGCAAAUGUCAGCAAAGCACUUCUGCUGUCAUUGGCGUCCGAGUCUGUGGGAUGCAGGUUUAUCAACUGGACUCUGGCCAACUCAUGUUCAUGAACAAGUACCACGGAAGAAAGCUUUCGGUCCUGGGCUUUAAAGAAGCACUUUACCAGUUUUUUUAUAACGGGAAGUACUUGCGCAGGGACCUGUUUGAACCUGUUCUUAAGAAACUGUCUGAACUGAAAUCGGUAUUGGAGAAACGGGAGUCUUACCGCUUCUACUCCAGCUCCCUGCUGAUUAUUUACAACGGCAAGGAAGCGACUGUGGAUUCCGACUCUGAAUACCUGGAAGACCUCUCUGAAGAAUCGGCUGAUGAGUCAGCGGGGGCCUACGCCUACUCCCCAAACUCAGUCACGGCUGACGUCCGCAUGAUCGACUUUGCUCACGCGACGUGCAAGUAUUUUGGCGAAGAUAGCGUCGUUCAUGAAGGACAGGACACUGGCUAUAUCUUUGGACUUCAAAAUUUAAUAACUAUUAUUAAAGAAAUAAGAGACGACAGCAAUGAAUAAACUAGAGACGUGUAAUCGUGCUGUUGUGAAUGGGUUUCUUUGUAGUCAGGUUAUUGACUGACCAAUUCAAGGUCUUGACAUUUGUAACCCGAUGGUAGAUGUUCAUCGGCAGAAACUGAAUGGAAUGGGCAUUUCCUACGGUAGUGCCAGAACAAGGCACUUGCAAAUAUCUAUUUAUUUUAACUAUUUCACGAACAUUCCAUAAUAUUUGACUUGUCAAAUACCUCUGUAUUCCUGUGCGUAUCUGUUCAUAAAUAAAAAUUGUUUUUGUGGUAAA
This is a messenger RNA of Callorhinchus milii (elephant shark), 1776 nucleotides long. RefSeq names its product inositol hexakisphosphate kinase 2 (gene ip6k2). Bases 246 to 1499 code for a protein of 417 amino acids. The record is from RefSeq and is a predicted model, not a curated record. Gene Ontology annotation, cellular component: nucleus; cytoplasm. The transcript is spliced from 7 exons. Gene Ontology annotation, biological process: phosphatidylinositol phosphate biosynthetic process; inositol phosphate biosynthetic process. Gene Ontology annotation, molecular function: inositol hexakisphosphate kinase activity. NCBI's taxonomy places the organism in Eukaryota, Metazoa, Chordata, Chondrichthyes, Chimaeriformes, Callorhinchidae.